GACACCGGGGACGUGCAGGGCGGCCGUGCACGCAUGCGCGAAGGCGCAGCAUGGAGGCGGGAGCCGCUGAACUUCUCCACUGCGGAGAUUGCUGCUAGGAAGAACUCUGUACAAUGAUGGAUACAAUGUAUGCGAUGAUGGCUCAAAUCUUAAGAUCUCACCUGAUUAACGUUUCAGUGAUUCCUAAUCACGUGAAAAUGCUUCCGUUUCUUGGAGUCAUCAGAAAUAGAAUGAUGUCAACCCACAAAUCCAAAAAGAAGAUCAGAGAAUAUUAUCGGCUGCUGAAUCUGAAUGAAGGAUGUUCUGCAGAUGAUGUCAGGGAAUCUUUUCGUAAGCUUGCCAAGCAAUACCAUCCAGACAGUGGCUGUAAUACCGCUGAUUCUACAACAUUUAUAAGGAUUGAAGAAGCUUAUAGAAAAGUGCUUUCCCAUGUGAUAGAACAAACAAAUGUUAGCCAGAAUAAAGUUGAAGAAGCAGAAGAAGAAGAAGAAAAAUUCAAAUAUAAAACACCCCAACACCGGCAUUAUUUAAGUUUUGAGGGUAUUGGUUUUGGGUCUCCAAGUCAGCGAGAGAAGCAGUAUAGGCAAUUUAGGGCAGACCGUGCAACUGAGCAAGUGAUGGAAUAUCAAAAACAGAAACUACAAAGUCAGUAUUUUCCUGAUAGUAUAACUGUUAAAGAUAUAAGACAGAGCAAAGAACAAAAGAUAACUCAAGCCAUAGAGCGUUUAGUGGAAGACCUUAUUCAAGAAUCAAUGGCAAAAGGAGACUUUGACAAUCUCAGCGGGAAAGGGAAACCGCUCAAAAAGUUCCCUGCCUGUUCAUAUAUUGAUCCCAUGACUCACAACCUGAACAGAAUUUUGAUAGAUAAUGGAUACCAACCAGAAUGGAUCCUGAUGCAAAAGGAAAUAAAGGAUACUAUCGAGCAACUCAGAAAAGCAAUUUUAGUGUCUAGGAAAAAUCUUGGGAAUCCAAUGACUCCAGCCAAACAGAAACAAUGGAACCAAGUUUGUGAGCAGUUUCAAGAAAAUAUCAGAAAAUUAAACAAGCGAAUUAAUGAUUUUAAUUUAAUUGUUCCCAUCUUGACCCAACAAAAAGUCCAUUUUGAUGCACAGAAAGAAAUUAUCAAAGCCCAGAAAACAUAUGAGACCCUUAUAAAAACAAACAAAGUUGCAGAUAAAAACCCAAAUAACAUUGAGCAGGAAGUAGAAGAUAAAACACCUGGAGUUAAGACAGGUUUUUUCAACUGGAUGAGUCUGUGGAAAUAUAUUAAAAUCUGAUCAUUUUGAUGUUCACUAUCA
Molecule: messenger RNA, 1298 nt
Organism: Carlito syrichta (Philippine tarsier)
Lineage: Eukaryota; Metazoa; Chordata; Mammalia; Primates; Tarsiidae
Gene: DNAJC28
Product: DnaJ heat shock protein family (Hsp40) member C28
Exons: 2
Coding region: 114-1277 (387 amino acids)
Source: RefSeq, a predicted model, not a curated record